AUGGCAGAGGAUGAUGUAUUUAUUACCAAUCAAAACUUUGAAGAAAGUUUGUUGAACAAUGCAGAGAAUAAUGAAAUAGUUCAGAGUAAAUUAAUGAAGAGAAAUAAAAAGGGUAGAAAGAAAUCUGCUGCUCAGAAAUUAAAGGAAAAGAUGAACGAUUCCGAUUCAGCCUACCAGGAAUUGGCAGAUUCAGGGAAAGAAAAAGAGAUCGUUUUAAACGUUGUGGACGAUGGAUCGGUUACACUCAAGAAGGAAUCGGAUAUCAGUAUUGAUGAUUCAUUGAAACUGGACGAGUCGCCACCGGAAGUUCAUCGUGAAGUUCACAAUGCAGUAUUGACCACCGCCACCCAAGAUGGACCAUCCCUAGAAGAGUAUGAAGACGACAAGGAAGAUGGAUCCAACAUUGUUUUCCAAGAGACUCCAGUCAAUGAGCGUAUCACUCUGCCACUGUCUCUCGAGAAGAAGGAAUUCAAGUCGUCGCCAUCGCUGGUCGCCUCCAAUUCACGUGUAAAUUCGCCAGCUCUCAACUCACCGAGAAUCAUUGGAGCAAGAUUUGCCAUUGAUCCCAGCAACAAUCCAAUCGAUCUCAACAACAAUAACAGCAGCAACAACAACAACAACAAUGCAACCAAAGAUCAGUUCACUACUAUUCCUUAUAGUCCAACUAUCAAACCUUAUAGCACUGCGUCCAAUUCGUCAGAGUCAGAGCUACCGUUCUUCCAACCGGAUCAGCUACCGGCAGCAUCCAACAAUCGCUUCGGAGGAUUCAACCGUUCGAUCACAGAGAAUCUAGAACACGUGCCACUGGACAACAGUCGAUUCGCAACAGUAACUCACUCCACACAGAGCAACCCACUGACAACAACAACCACCAACAACAACACCACAGUGAUACCAAUGGUGGAAGUGGACAUUCUCCCAGAGAUCGGUGCCGCCAACGGAGCAGAGGAGAUCGAAGUACCGGAAGUUACACGUCCCGCCAACAAAAUAGAUGCAUUCCCAAUCGUACUUUUGGUGGCUCAGCCUGUGCCAUUGAAGAUUGAAAACAUUAGCAAUGAUGAACACUACUUUCUCAAACCAAAGAAUCUUAUAUCGAUAGACAAUCAAUUUCAAGAGAUCUACUAUCUAUCUCCAAAGACAAGAAAACUCUUUGUCAUUAGAAUAGAAUAUUCACUUGAGAAUAAUAUUGAUACUGUUUAUACUAUUAAAUAUCAAGAAUUGAUUAUAAAUAUUGAUUUCGAUGUUUUUAGAAUAGUAUUAAAUGAUAACUCUAGAUAUCUAUGUUUGAUUGGUAAUUUCAAAUGGUGUUUGGUCGAUUUGAAUCCUUCGAUGCGUUCUUCAUUCUUUCAGAGUAAACCAACCAACAUCUAUAGCGAUAUAAACACAGAGGAAUAUACAUCAAUCAAAUGCAAUACAAUCUUUUUAGACAACAGUUUACUAAAGUUCAAAGAUCUAUCGAUAAACAUCCUUCAAAUCGAUUGGCAUCCACUAAGUAACACUCAUCUUUUAGUUUUAUAUUCAAACAAUCAAUUAAAGUUAUUCAAUACAAAUCAUAUUAUAGAUAAUAAUAAUGAUAGUAGUAGUAGUAAUAGUAACAAUGUUGAAUAUGAACAGGUAUUCAAUCUUGCAAAACUUUAUAUUCAUACUGGCGAUUCUCUGCAUAAACCAGCCGGUACUUCAACUACCAAUAGUGUAAAGAUAGGCAAUGUUAAAUCAUUCUGUUUCGGAUCGUUGAUAAACUACUGGUCGAGAUUCUCUGUUUAUCUUUUAGAUAGCAGAGACUAUUCGAUCUACAACAGCACAGAGCAUUUCUACGAGCCGAUACUCCAGCGAAUCUCAUUGGAUUUGCAAUCGUCAUCUCGAGACUCACCGUCGUAUCGAGCCAUCGGAUAUUCUAUUCACCACUUUUCUUCGUUGGCUUCCAACUACAACUUUGAGGAGGGCACAUCGGAGCAGCACUACAAUAUUGGAACCGACAGAAACACAGAGGAGAAUAACAAUCUUAUUAGCGACAGAAAGAUUUCUAAUGAAUAUAAUAUACAUUUGCCAUACUCAUUGUUAAUCGUUAGAAAAGAUGGAACCAUCGACAUCACUGUUUCCACCAAUGAAUCAUUACCAAUCUGGUCAAUGACCAACGGAUAUCCAAAAUAUGAUAAUGAUUGUCAAUAUAUUCAAUUAAGUAAAUAUUCAAAAUUAGAUCUUGAACUACCAGAGAAAUGUAGAGUUCCACCGACUUCAGUGGAACACUAUACAUCAUUUUCAUAUCCAGGUAUCUUUGUAGAUCAAUUGAAUGAAUGUGUCUAUGUCUAUUAUAAUUGUGGUGUCAAUGUUGUGCAACUCCCAUGGCUAUCGACACUUGCUGUCAUGCUCAAUACCAACGUGCCAAACGAUAGAUUUGGAAAUCAAUCUAUUAAUUUAUUAGAUGCAACCAUUCAAACUAGAGUUAAAACAUUAGCACAAAUAUCAAAAGAACAACAAAAAACAGUACAAGAAUUGAGAACCAAUAUAGAGGAUAUAAGAAAUCGGCAAAACACACUCCAAGAAUUGGUUACUGGUAAAUGGGAGGAACAAAAGUUUUAUCACGAUCAAAUCUCUGAAUUGUCUGCUCAGUGCAACAGAAGUCUUCCUCUUUCAUACGAUGAACAAGAACUACGUUCUGAACUUCAGAUGAUGUCAAAUAAGAUUGAAAUCUAUAAAGAUAAACUAAGCUAUUUUGAUCAACAAUUUAAAUCAAAGAAGCAACAAAUCGAAACAACUAAAUUGAAAUACUCUGAUGAACCUCUAUCAACAAAAGAUCAACUCGAUAUUCAAAAGAAAAUUAAGUUACAAUCCAAUAAUAUCAAUGAUUCUACACAACAAUUAAUUCAAUUGACUAAUGAAAUUCAAGAUUUGAAAUUAAGAUAUAAAUAA
This is a messenger RNA of Heterostelium album PN500, 2910 nucleotides long. RefSeq lists its product as uncharacterized. The transcript has 9 exons. Gene Ontology annotation, biological process: ribosomal large subunit export from nucleus; ribosomal small subunit export from nucleus; protein import into nucleus. Bases 1 to 2910 code for a protein of 969 amino acids. The record is from RefSeq and is a predicted model, not a curated record. Gene Ontology annotation, cellular component: nuclear pore. NCBI's taxonomy places the organism in Eukaryota, Evosea, Eumycetozoa, Acytosteliales, Acytosteliaceae. Gene Ontology annotation, molecular function: structural constituent of nuclear pore.